Oncorhynchus gorbuscha (pink salmon) is the source of this 2163-nucleotide messenger RNA. RefSeq names its product zinc finger DHHC-type containing 11 (gene zdhhc11). Gene Ontology annotation, molecular function: protein-cysteine S-palmitoyltransferase activity. The record is from RefSeq and is a predicted model, not a curated record. Gene Ontology annotation, biological process: protein targeting to membrane; peptidyl-L-cysteine S-palmitoylation. The transcript is spliced from 10 exons. Gene Ontology annotation, cellular component: Golgi apparatus; endoplasmic reticulum. The coding region runs from base 290 to 1396 and encodes 368 amino acids. Lineage: Eukaryota; Metazoa; Chordata; Actinopteri; Salmoniformes; Salmonidae.
UGAUUGACUGACACACACCGUGCGAGUUCCUUUGAUAUGGAUCUUACUAUGGACUUACGUACGUUACAUUUUAUAUAGCCUAGUAGCCUUCCUAAUUGUUGCCUGCCCAAUUGAUUCAGUGCGCUUUUGCGUUUUGGCAAGAGACUGUAGCUGAGACAAAAGUCCGACUGAUUGGGUAAAACAAACAAUUAUGGGAAAUCAAGACGGUGAAUUCUGCUUCUUAAUUUGAGCAAAUAUUUAUUUUUGUCAUCACAGUGUGCUUUUCGUUUUUGUACGCCAUCCGACAAAAAUGAGCUGUUUUGGGCGGGGGCUGAGGCGGACGGCCCCUGCACGCGGCAGCAGCAGGAAUGAUCUGGUGACCCCCUCGACGGCAUCUCUCUCCAGGGUUAAUGGCUGGGCCUGUCCCCCUCACUCCUUCCAGCUGGUGGGAUGGACAAUAUACAGCUACAUGGCUGUAGUUGGCUUUGGGAUCUAUAUCCCACUACUACCUUCACCCUGGAGCCACAUGGCCUACUCUCUGACUGGCAUAGCCUUCAUUGUGCACCUGGUCACCCAUCUAGCUGCCGUGUCUAUAGACCCAGCAGAGGCAGGCGUCCGUGCCAAGAAGAGCUACUCCAACCCACUGCCUGUCUUUGACAAGAAGAAACAACCACAUGUUAUCCACAACCUGCACUGCUACCUGUGUAAAAUCAAUGUGGACCCAAAAGUGAAACACUGUGGUGUGUGCAACAAGUGUAUUGAAGACUUUGACCACCACUGUAAAUGGCUGAACAACUGUGUGGGGGGACAGAACUACUGGUACUUCUUUGUGACGGUGUUGUCUGCUACACUGGGCGUCCUUGUGCUUCUCAUGGUGGUCCUGUUCAUCUUCAUCCAGCAUUAUAUGGACCCUGCCAGUCUCCGCACCGCACCACAGUUUACCAGUGUGAUGAGUAACAGGACGUGGCUGGUCUUCCUGUCUGUAGGUGUGAUGAGUAACAGGACGUGGCUGGUCUUCCUGCCCCUGGUACCCAUGGAAACAGGGUCAGAGAGUCUCCUGGUUGUCGCCUUCCUCACGGUCAUGUUGGCUGCUGGCUCUCUACUGCUGCUGGUUCACCUACUGGGCUUCCACAUCUAUCUCUUGUUAAACAACAUGAGCACGUAUGACUACAUUAUAACAAGACGUCGGAAACAGGCCAGCCAGCAGGACAUAGAGAUGGGCUUUCCCCAGUCAUCUGACAGCAACGCAGGACAGAAUCAUCCGCAAAUGGAGCCCUCCAUCGAUUGUGAUGCGUUGUUGUCAGACAGUGUCAGCUGCAAGAAUCAGGAAACGGGAACUAUUGCAAGUCGACCUUCUGGAUCUUUCUGUUCUGAGGUCAGUUACCCUAACCAAAUUAAAGUUGGACAACUUUACUAAAUCAUCAGAAAAGGAAAAUGGCUUUUACUAUGGCACAGAGCUACCCACCCAGAUUAUACCAGGUGAGUAAACCCACCCAGAUUAUACCAGGUGAGUAUACCCGCCCAGAUUAUACCCGGUGAGUUUACCCGCCCAGAUUAUACCAGGUGAGUAUACCCGCCCAGAUUAUACCCGGUGAGUAUACCCGCCCAGAUUAUACCCGGUGAGUAUACCCGCCCAGAUUAUACCCAGUGAGUUUACCCGCCCAGAUUAUGCCAGGUGAGUAUACCCGCCCAGAUUUUGCCAGGGGAGUAUACCCGCCCAGAUUAUACCCGGUGAGUAUACCCGCCCAGAUUAUACCCAGUGAGUUUACCCGCCCAGAUUAUGCCAGGUGAGUAUACCCGCCCAGAUUUUGCCAGGGGAGUUUACCCGCCCAGAAUAUACCGGGGGAGUAUACCCACACAGAUUAUACCCGGGGAGUUUACCCACACAGAUUAUACCGGGGGAGUUUGAGCAGACAUUUUCAAUUCACCAUGAACUUUUUUAAACACCUACGCUGAAUUUAAGUCUCCGGGUCUUUCCUAUUUAGCAAGAGCUGUGUCCCAAAUGACACUCUGUUCCCUAUUUAGUUCACUACCUUUGACCAGCCCCCAGUGAAUAUGGGUCCUGGUCAAAAGUAGUGCACUGCAUAGGGAAUAUGGUGCAAUUUGGGACACAGCCCUAGGUGAUUAUCAGUGUAACUAAUUCCAAUCUGCUGGUUUUCCUCACUGACAUGUUUUAAAUGUUCU